GAGCAGUGACGUCAUAGCUUACAUUAUUUCAUUGUGGAACAGGAAGCCAUCUUUGUUUUUUAAGCCAACUAACCUGAACGGGAAGAACUGUGUGUGCUAUAAUAUAGCAUAGAAAACAAGCUAGAUUGGCACUGUAGAACCGUUCCCGUAGGUGAUAGUCUUGUCACAUACAUCCAGAAAGCAGAAGUGUGUGUGUGUGUGUGUAUAUAUAUAUAUAUAUUUAUAUAUAUACUUCUAUAUAGAUAUAUAUAUGUAUAUAUAUAUAUACACGUACCUACUCAGUGAUAGUAGUGUCCAUUAUCGAGAGUAAGCUGUAGUAUAUGCAGCAAUAAUAGCGUAUCGCCACUCGAAUCACCACCACUUCUCACAGCCUCUUUAUCCUUUACGUUGGUCUAAACAAAACACCAAACAAAAAUAUUUGUUCCAUUGAAUGCUUUCACGAAAAAUGUCUACAAUGAAUCCAGAGUAUGAUUACCUUUUCAAAUUGCUUCUUAUUGGUGACUCAGGAGUUGGAAAGUCUUGUUUGUUAUUGAGAUUUGCUGAUGACACAUACACAGAGAGCUAUAUUAGUACCAUUGGAGUUGAUUUUAAAAUCCGAACCAUAGAACUUGAUGGCAAAACUAUUAAACUACAAAUAUGGGAUACGGCUGGGCAAGAACGCUUUAGGACUAUCACAUCAAGCUACUAUAGGGGAGCACAUGGAAUUAUUGUUGUGUAUGAUGUUACUGAUCAGGAAUCCUUUGUUAAUGUAAAACAGUGGUUGCAAGAAAUUGAUCGUUAUGCCAGUGAAACUGUAAAUAAGCUGCUAGUCGGGAAUAAAUGUGAUCAAAACCCCAAGAAAGUAGUGGAUUACACUACAGCAAAGGAAUAUGCAGAUUCACUGGGUAUUCCAUUCCUGGAAACUAGUGCAAAAAAUGCUACUAAUGUUGAGCAAGCCUUCAUGACUAUGGCUGCUGAGAUAAAGAACCGGAUGGGUCCGGUUACAUCUGCCUCGGACAAUAAAUCGAAUGUCAAAAUUAACAGCAGUACUCCAGUCAAGCCCUCUUCUGGGAGUUGCUGCUGAGAAAAAGGAAAACUUGCGGAAAAAAAAUGAAAACAUGAAGGCAAGGCGAAUUGAGGCUUCAAAACGAUUGAACAAGCUACAGACAACCCAAACAAUCAUUGUAAAUUUAUACAUAGUUGGGGAGACAUGAAAAUAUAAAUGCAAUCUAAUAACUUUGUCGAGAGGGACCUUUUCCUAACAAUCUUUUGUUUUGUUUCUUUUUUUUUUUUUUUUUUUUUUUUUUUUUUUUUUUUUUUUUUUUCUCUGAUUUAUCAUAUUACGCCACAAUGGUUAAGGAGAAAUUGACUUUUCAUCCAAACUUGGAAUGUCUGUUGGAAGUGCCUGUUCAGUUUAAUUUUUUGCCAGCUUUUCCUAUUUCAUCAAGUUGUUAAAGAAGUAUCCAUUCUUGAAAUGAACAUUUCAUCUUGCUUUCUGCAUUCAUUCAGAUGGUUUUAUUCUGUUUAUUGCUACCCACAAACUUUCACAAUAUCUAUGAAAAAUAAAAUUACAUGUGCAAA
Octopus bimaculoides (California two-spot octopus) is the source of this 1560-nucleotide messenger RNA. Its product is annotated as ras-related protein Rab-1A. The record is from RefSeq and is a predicted model, not a curated record. Gene Ontology annotation, molecular function: GTP binding; GTPase activity. NCBI's taxonomy places the organism in Eukaryota, Metazoa, Mollusca, Cephalopoda, Octopoda, Octopodidae.